Molecule: messenger RNA, 7159 nt
Organism: Anopheles stephensi (Asian malaria mosquito)
Lineage: Eukaryota; Metazoa; Arthropoda; Insecta; Diptera; Culicidae
Gene: dsd
Product: attractin
Exons: 6
Coding region: 1016-4972 (1318 amino acids)
Cellular component (GO): Golgi apparatus
Molecular function (GO): protein binding
Source: RefSeq, a predicted model, not a curated record
CCGUUCCAGCACCAUCGAAGUACAAUACGUAAAUAAAAACAUCAAACAACACAACCAACACAAGCUGUGACAGUGGAGAAGCAAAGAAAAAGUCACACCGAAGAAAGAAAGCAGUGAAAAGAUAGGAGGAAAUCGCUUCCGUCAGGCUACUACUGGCUGCAAUAGUUGGGUUAAACUCGAGAUUCGUCCGCAGAACUACGGGAAAAAGCGCCGUUCGAAACCGUUCAUAAUUUGUUGCAAGACAGGACGACUUGGGGUUGCUGGUACGUGCCUGGUGGCACCAUUGCGCUACAGCUGUGUGCGAGUUAGCCAGCCAGCUUUCUGCCUGUGCAGAAUGUGACACUGUUCGUGACACGGUUCGUUGUUGUGUGGUGCAAUGGCGCUAGCGAAAGGAAAGUGAGUCGCGACGGAGAAGAUUUGCUGCAUUCCCACCGUGAACCUUCCGGCUGGCCAACCUCCAUCAUCUGCCUGCCACCCGCCCGUAUGUGUACGCGAACGCGUGUGUGUGUUCCCGUUCGGUGGGGUAGCAAGUAGGACAGCGACGGCGGCGAGAGGAGGACCGUCUUCCUCCUGGACCACCGUCUGCUGGUGGGUCGUCCGCUGCAAUAGUGCGUUUGUGAAUCGACGGUGUGCAUCGUUACGAGUGUUUUUUUUCCUUUUUGUUUUUGGACAGUAGGAAGCCUCCCGAAAACCGUUCUGGCAGCAUCACAGCCUACUUUGUUGUCGUACACCGUUGUGUGUUAUUUGUUUUCGCAAAGGCAGUGCAAAGGCCAUCGAGCACAUCCGGAGCACUGUCGUCUUUAGUGGAACGGGAUAAUCGAAGGCACCGUUGCCGCAGGGUGCUGCCGAACACACUGUGUGUCUGUGUGCUACGUGUGUGUGUGUGUGUGUGUGUCUAGCCGUACCAGUGUUAAGGUGGUGCACAGUUCUGCUGCGCCUGCAGCGUAAACUAGCCCGUAUCGGGUGAUUCGCUGUUCGAAAGUGGAGUGGUCUUCCGGAAGCGCAUCGAAGCGGAAUGCCGCUCGAAUAUCUGCAAAUGUUUGUUUAUCUGCUGCACAAAUCCAAGUACCGAAGAAAAUGUGGCCCACCACUGCCGCCACCAUCCGUGGUGGUGGCGGGUGGCCGUGCCAUGGAUCUGUGUCGUCUUUCGCUGGUGGUGCUGUUAGCUUUAUCAUGCCAUUUUGGGCCUACCGGCGUGUCGAGCCAAGGGGUGGCCGGUGUGACCAGUCCCGGCGACCGAUGCACCGAAGUACGGUGCAUGAACGGUGGUGUCUGCAAAAACGGAACCUGUCUCUGCCCGGACGGCUGGCAAGGGUCCGAGUGCCAAUUCUGCGGUGGUAAGGUUAGAUUGACGGAUCCAUCCGGCAGCAUCCACGACGGACUGGGCAACUACUCGAUCGGUGUCAAAUGUAGCUGGUUGAUCGAUGCGCGCGAACACAACAGCAUCACCGACAGGGUAUCGACCAGCCCCUCGCAACCCUCGGUGAUACGGCUCCAUCUGGAAGAGUUUGCGACCGAAUGUGGCUGGGACCAUCUGUACGUUUACGAUGGUGAUUCGGUCGAGUCACCGCUGCUGGCCGUGUUUAGCGGGCUGAUGUAUCGGAAGAACUUCACCAUCCGCCGAAUACCGGAGGUGUUUGCCCACUCCGGCUCAGCCCUGCUGCACUUCUUCAGCGACGAUGCGUACAAUAUGUCGGGGUUCAACAUUUCCUACCAGGUGAACGCAUGCCCAACGAACGAUACGUCCCUGAACUGUUCCGGCAAUGGAGAGUGCUGGAAUGGAGAGUGCAGCUGCAAUACGGGAUUUACCGGAGCGGCCUGCAAUAUUCCACGGUGCCCCAACUAUUGUUCCGCCCAUCUGGGACGCGGCGUGUGCAACGAGAAGCAGCAACGGUGUAUCUGCAGUGCCGGGUAUACGGGGAACGAUUGCUCGCAGACGAUCGCACACGGGCACUGGACGGCGAUCGAUGCCGGGGAGACGGAGGGCUUCACGCCGCCGGGCAGUGCAUCGCACGGGGCGGCCGUCUUCCACGACACGCUGUACGUGAUUGCGGGCGAGAGCUACGGUAAGGCGGAAGCACUGCUGUACAUGUACGAUUUCAACGGGAAGGUAUGGGAAACGGCCCAUACAGAGAGCAAACCGGUGCCGGAACUUCGGUACGGCGCGUCGACGGUCAUCUUCGGCGACAAGAUUUUCAUGUACGGCGGGGUGAUCGAGGGCAAGGGUGUGUGCGGCGAGCUGUGGGCGUUCGAUGUGAGUGCAAAGAUUUGGGAGAACAUCACCGUCAAGUCGGAACAGUGCAACGAAACGUACGAGAUGUGUGGUCCACUGCGUUCCGCCGGCCAUACUGCGACGAUCGUGACCAACUACGAUCAGGUCGGUGGAGCGGGGAAGAAGGUACUGUCCGGUGGUGGCAGUUCACAGAAGAUGGUGGUCAUUUUUGGCCAUUCGCCCCAGUUCGGGUACCUUAACACGGUGCAGGAGUUUAACUUUGGGACGCGCGAGUGGAAGAUCGUGCCUACGCGGGGCUACCCGGUGAAGGGUGGCUACGGCCACUCGGCCGCGUACGAUCCACUGCGGGAACGGAUCUACGUGUACGGUGGCAUCGUGUCGGAGAGUGACAGCUCGCAGCUGCUGAGCAACAAGCUGUUCAGCUACGAACCGCACGAGCGGCUGUGGACGUUGCUGGAAACAGCACCGACGGCGCGGUUCCUGCACACGGCCAACUUUCUGACGCCUGGCCUGAUGAUGGUGUUCGGUGGCAAUACGCACAACGACACGUCGCAUAGCUUCGGGGCGAAGUGCUACUCCCGCGAUCUGAUGGUGUACGACGUGCUGUGCGACUCGUGGCACACGCAACCGAUGCCGGGCGAUCUGUACGCGGACCUGGCACGGUUUGGACACUCGGCGGCCGUCUUCGAAAAGUCGCUUUACAUCUACGGUGGGUUCGAUGGGCAGAUGAUAAACGAUAUGCUCAAGUUUACACCGGGCGAAUGUCAAGCGUUUAACCGCACGGACCAGUGUCUGAAUACGCGCCCGGGUGUAAAGUGUGUGUGGGACAUUCAGAGGAGCAAGUGUAUGCCGGUGGCGGCCGUGCAGCGCGACCGGCUGUUCGAUCGCGAUCAGGACGGGUUGGAGGUGUGCCCGAAGAAGAGCCGACUGGUGAUGACACAGCAGGAGCUGAUGGAUUACGAGCUGUGCAGCCAGCUGACGACCUGCCAGGGUUGCGUUUCGACCGCGUACGGGUGCAUGUUUUGCGGCAUCGGCAACGGGAAGGGUAUCUGCGUGAAGGAGAAGUGUCCAGACGUGUCGUACACGUUUCGGGCCGAUUUCUAUCCCACCAAAGCGCUGAAGGAUUGUCCGGACAACGAUGAGCACGUGUGCGCGCAGCUGCACGGAUGUCACGCUUGCACGGCUGUGAGCGUAUGCCAUUGGGACUACGAGCAUAGCAAGUGCCAGUACAGUCGGAACAAGUCGGGCGAUGCGCUGAACGAUGCGUGUCCGCCGGCGUGCUCGGGCCUUACGUCGUGCGGCAAUUGUACGCAGGAAGAGUGCAUCUGGUGCCAGAACGAACAGCGGUGCGUGGACAAGAAUGCGUACACGGCCAGCUUCCCGUACGGGCAGUGUCGCGAGUGGACGACGGGAUCGAGCAAAUGUCGGGCGGCCAGCAGCGGCAAGAGCCAGUGCGGCUUCUACCGCACCUGCGCCCAGUGCCGGGACGAUCCGGCCUGCGGUUGGUGUGACGAUGGUUCCAUGACCGGGCUGGGCAAGUGUUUGCCGGGCGGGGACAGUGGAGCCCACGAGGAGUCCGAAUGUCCGGCCCAGCGGUGGCACUUUACGCACUGUCCCAGCUGCCAGUGCAACGGGCACAGCACCUGUCCCGAUGCGAAGACGUGCAAGCAACCUUGCAACGAUCUAACGGUGGGCCCGAACUGCGACAAGUGCAAGCCGGGCUACUGGGGCAACCCGGUGAACGGGGGCAUCUGCCAGAAGUGUGAAUGCAACGGGCAGGCCCAGUACUGUCACAGCGAAACGGGCAAGUGCUUUUGCAGCACCAAAGGGCUGGCGGGCGAUCAUUGCGAAAAGUGUGACGCCACCAACCAUUACCAUGGUGACCCGAGCCGCGGUUCGUGCUACUACGAUCUGACGAUCGACUAUCAGUUUACGUUCAACCUGUCGAAGAAGGAAGACCGCCACUUUACCCAGAUCAACUUCCGCAACUCGCCCGUCAAGCCGGACAUCGAUGCGGACUUUACCAUCACGUGCAGUGUGGCGGCCCGGAUGAACAUUACCAUCCGGACGGCGGGCGGCAUCGAGAAGCCACUGUUUUCCGCCGUCAACUGUUCCACCUUUCGGUACCGAUUCUCCAAGGCGGAGCAUCAGUUCGGGAUCGAGGACAACGUGACGCUGACCACGUUCUACGUGUACGUGUACGACUUUCAGCCACCGCUCUGGAUACAGAUUGCGUUCUCGCAGUAUCCGAAGCUGAACUUACAGCAGUUCUUCAUCACCUUCUCAACAUGUUUUCUGUUACUCCUCGUGCUGGCGGCCAUCCUGUGGAAAAUCAAGCAACACUACGACAUGUUCCGGCGCCGUCAGCGACUGUUUGUAGAAAUGGAACAGAUGGCGUCGAGACCGUUUUCGCAGGUUUUGGUCGAGAUAGAAAGUAGAGAGUACAACGAGCUAUCGCCAGCGGUAGAAAAUAUUACCGCUGCGCCCCGGAAACGUAAAAAGGACUCACCCAGUCCGAUCGCGCUGGAGCCAUGCGAAGGCAACAGGGCGGCAGUUCUUUCGCUUCUAGUCCGGCUGCCAACGGGCGGCCUUCAGCAUUCUCCUCCUGGUCAAUCGGCAGGUCUUGCCGUCGCAAGUGCAUUAGUAACGUUAGGAAACCCACGACGCUCGUCGAUAGAACAUCCGAAGGAACCGAAGACUAAGCGUAAGCAGAGCCAACACCCUGAUAGUUGUAUAUAAUCAUCAUGUCUACGUAUAUCCAACCCCACGGGAGGCAUGCAAGCAGGUGGUCGUAACGUAUUGGUAUGGUGCCCCGCUGAAUUCGGUCCAUUCGGCUCCGAUACGGCUCGGCAAAGUACAUUACAAAACAGCCACAAACCAUACGAGCAAGUGAUGAAAAGCGUUGGACUUUACAAGGAUGGGAUUAGCACCAUUGGCCCUCUGCGAGCCACCGGAAGCAGUACAGAGUCUGAGACUAGGAACGUGGUCGGCGAAGAUAAACGGUUCGCCGCGCUUGGUUUACAACAAUAAUGCUAAUAAUUAACUAAACUACCAAUAAUUAUAGUAAUGAUAGUCGGAGCAAGGAAGCGACCGUGGCAACGAUACGAGAGCGUUUUGGACACUUGGCGAUUGUGGAUUGUACAUGCUCUUUUAAACACGUGCCGCAUCGUAACGAAUGUGCGGCAGUAGAAACGGACGACGUUCGAUCGGUUUGCUAAGAGUAGCAAACGCCGUGCAUAGUUCUUGGUUGGGUUUCAGCCCUUUUUUACCACUACACACGGGCGGCACCGAUAGAAUAUCAGCUUUGGUUUGAACGCCGCACAUCGGUGCGUUUGAUUGCAUUUCCCGUACCCGUUUUGUACAUGCUGCCAGCUGCACAAAAUACUCUUCCGACAUGCUUUUUUUUCCCGGUUCGAUUCUUUCUUCUUCGCGAGUCUGUGCACGGGAGGGAUGAUGGUUUACAUUUUUUAAACUACCAAUAUGUGCAAUUCCACUAGCAGGCCAAACGUUGUGUGUUGUGACGACGAGGAAGGAACGUGGAUCAUCGCCAAAGUCGCGUGUCCGAUUUUAUUGCAAACAACAAUAAUGACUGAUAUGAACUCAUAGAACCGCCUAUCGCCUAGUUGUAACAGAAUGCAAAAAUACAUCAUCCGGCGGGUAAUAAGUAAUAAUGAACAAAGGUAGCGAACCCGGAUAGAUAGAGGAUGCUGACUAGGGAAACAGGUAGCUUGACUUGGUAGAAACGGUUCCGGAUGAUGGAGAGAGACAAGGUGGGAAAUCGAACGCGCGUGAACAUUGUGAUGAAUUAUUAGGAUACGUAUUGAUCGCGAGACAGAUCGGGGUUUUUGUGUUGGUUUUCCCACCCCCCCCAUAUUUCGGUUUUCGGUGCGCGAUUAUGUGAAUGCUCUUUUCCUGCACGGUGUGUAUAUUUAGGGUGCGGCAAGAUAGGCAAUAGGUUUCAUCAGGAUCUGUGUUGUUGUGUUCUCUUUUGCAAAGCAUUAGAAUUAGAAGAACGGGUUGCACAGGAACCCGUUCCCCAAAGGGCGGGAUUAACACGGGAAAUGGGGUUGAAAAAAAAAAACCCCGGACAAAGUACGUUGUGCGUUUAAAAUCAAAAUUGCAUGUGAAAGUCGGGUGGUUUAAAAAUUGAUGCAAAACAGCGCUACUAGCAUACAACAUUACUGCAACGAAAAAAAACGGGAAAACAAUUAUUUUUUGUUGCUUUUUUCACACUAGUUUAGAUCGUGGAAAAAGGCUACAAAAGGAGCUACCUUUUUUCCCCCCCGCAAACGCGCUGCAACUUGGAGGAAGCUUUGCUGCUGCCUUCCAGCAUACGUGUAGCAUAAGUGUGGUCGUGUGACUAUGAUAUAUGCAUUAUACAUACAUCUAUACGUACCUAUAUACAUACGGAACAUAUAUUUAAUUACGAGGGCAAAUCGGUGCCGGAGGGUCCACCGGACGGCACCGCACUUUUAAUCCAGCAUCAUCGAACGCGUGUCACGCGCGUGUGCAUUCGUUUCGUUCAUUUAGAUACGUUUCGUUAGCUUGUUUUGGUUUGGUUUUGAAAGGUAUCUAGGAGCUGGUAGAAUUCGGGGCGAGCCGCCGACCGGAUAUACGUUAAGCAAUAAGAGGAGACGGGCAGAUAGGAUGGUCACGGCACGCGGCGGAAAGGAUAGGCAUUUUAACCAGAUCGAACUAACAGGAGAUGGCAACUGAUCCACGGUUCAAGCACGUGUGAGGUAGAGCGCAGGAACGGAUUAGUAUACAAUGGAGGAGAAAGGCAGAACAAUGAACGGUUGGAGCAACAAAUUUGCGGCUUUAACAAGGAAAAUCAAAUCAGAAAGAACCACUCCCCCACUCAUACAGAAAAACAAACGAAAACAGCGGAUGGAAGAAAAAAAAGGAAAAUAAAAAGAAACACACAUA